AGAAAAAUUUGAGAUUUUUGGUUUUGGAGCGUUUGCAACUGUCAAGUGUCAACUUGGAAAAAACGGUGAAUUUGGAAUUCGGCAGUGACAGUCUUGUCAAAUUUGGUCUCGGCAGUGCUUUUAUUAAAACUCAUCGCGGAUUCUCGGUAAUUUACUUUAAGCAAAUACAAUUCUCUUCGUAUUUCAGAGAUAAUUGUAUUUGUCGUAGGGGCGUGUUAAUAAAUGCCGGAGGCAAUUUCUUAUGAGUGUUAUUAGGUUAUUACUCGAAUCAUGGUCUCCAAAAAUGACUGAUUUUCCAUUCCCCAAUAUUAUGGAAAAAGCGCGGAAAAAAGAGUAGUGCAAUAAUAGAAAUCUUGAUAAAGUGAAAGGAUAUAACUUGAAAAAUCAUGGACGAGUCUACAGAGUCACAAAAAUGGCAACAGCACUUGUCUCUUUUAAAAGAACAAUAUGUUACACUUUACACCGCCAAUUCAGAACUUCAGCAAAAAUAUGCGGCUCUCAUUGCUGGAAAAGGGGACGAAGAAUCCGGAUUCAUAGGAAGACUCCUUGCUACGAUAGCUUCGUUGCAUUCCCAGCAACGAUACAGUGACUUGACUGUAAAAAUGAGUGAUCGAGAUAUUCCAGCCCACAAAUUUGUGCUCACUGCUCGAAGCGAUUUUUGGUCAUCAGUUCCUGAAAAAACCGUCCUUGAUUGGACUGAUUUGGAUGCAAAAGUGGGAAACGUUUUAUUGAGGUGGAUUUACACAGGCAUGGUGGAGCAAGAAGAUCAGACUCUUGAAUUGAUGAAAGCAGCUUCCAAUUUCCAGUUGAGUGAACUCGUUGAAAAAUGCGAAACUUAUCUCAUCGGAAAAGUUUCUUUGAAAGACUGCGUUCGUUUAUACACAGUCGCUGAGGAAUUAGGAACCCCGAAAUUGAGGGAUCAUUGCAGUUCUUUAAUAUCUGCUCACUGGGAGGACUUAACGGGAGAAGAUUUUAAGGAAAUGCCAGGACCGCUUCUUUACCAAUUGCUUCAAACGAAAAGCAAAUAUCCAUUGCAUUCGGCAGUUCGACUCGAGCGGGAAGAUGUCGUAUUUCUUUAUCUUGUUCAGCACAAUGCAGAGCUUCCAAAGGCAGUGAAUUCUGUCGAUCAAAAAGGAGAAACCGCAUUAGAAGUUGCCCUGAAAUCACGUCAACCAUCCUUAGCUCGAACUUUAGUCGAGCAUCGAGCAGAUUUGAGCGCCAAAGAUUCAAAAGGACUAACUUUAUUGCAAUCAGCAAUCCUGAAAGGAGAUUCAUAUUCCGCCGAAUUUAUAGUUGAGCAACUAGAAAAUAGUGGAAAUUCCCAAAAGCUUUGUGAAUCUGUGAAACUCCUCGAAAGAAUUGGAAAUCUUACUGAACUUCAAGAUAUCGAAGGAUGUACUGCCCUUCAUUUAAUCACGAAGCACAAAACACCGGAUAUGUUGGCUGUUGCCGGAAGAUUAUUGCAGGCUGGUAUCAACCCCAAUAUUCAAGACCAGAGAGGAUGGACGGCCUUGCACAGUUGUGUCUCCGAAGAAAACGACCCCUUACUCGACAUUUUGCUCGACUCCAAGAACCUAGAUUUGAACCAAAUAACAAACGAUGGUCACACCGCUCUCUGUUUCGCUCUUCUGUCAAAGCCUUUCUGCAAAUCAAUCGCAGAAAAGCUUCUGAAAAAAGGCGUAAAUCCUAAUCCUUUUUAUGAAAAAUCGGGAGACACGUUGCUUCAUAUCCUGGCGAGAGAAUGUCAGGAAGAAGCAGCCUUGUUCUUAGUUGGAAAUUCCGAAGAUAGUUUCCUCCAGACUAACUCGGAAGGCUUUUCAGUUCUGCACGAAGCCUGCAAAGCUGGUCUCGAGAGACUGACAAGAAUUUUAUUACAAAAAGGAUUGCCUUUCACGUCUUUCACAAAGACGACUGGAGAAGCUCCCAUUCAUUUGGCUGUAUCGAAUUUAUACUUAGGCGUCGUUUCUGCUUUAUUGGAAACGAAAGAUUCGCAUUUACAGCUCAAUUUGAAGGAUAAGACUGGAGAGACUCCGCUGAGUCUCGCGAUUAAAGGCUCUCUGAAAAAAGCGAGGGAUAUUAUCACUGCGCUGAUUAAGGCUGGUGCAGAUAUCAACCAGAGGAAUGAAAAGGGAUUGACUUUGCUGCAUCAGGCGAUAUUGAAAGAGGAUUCUGCGACUGCUAUCUUCCUCCUUGAAAAUGGUGCUGACAUGAAUGCAAAAACGCAGGAUGGAGAGACGCCCUUGCAGCUUUGCGUCCACUGCAGAUUAGGAGAAGUAGUGGAAACUCUUUGUAUUCGAGGUGUGGACACUUCAACUGGUUGUCCCCUUUGGGAUGCUUUGGAUUCUGACCAGGAAGACAUAGCUUCCGUUUUAGUAGCUCAUGGUGCUGAUACCGAUUGUUGGGGACCUGGGCCGGAUGGUUGCCAGCAGACGCUUUUACACAGAGCGAUCGACGACAAUAAAGAGGAUAUUGCUCAGUUUCUUAUCCGAAGUGGCUGUGGUCUCGAUUGUCCGAGACGACCCGGUCCUGACGGAUCCGGGGGUGAAGAGUCACGUGAUAACUGUUCACCUUUACACCUUUGCUGCCAAUGGGGGUUAGAAAAAGUAGUUCAAACUCUCGUCGAGCAUGGCGCUAGUGUCAACGCUCGCGACUCCGAAGGAAAAACCCCUAUGCAUAUUGCUAUUCAGAAUCAACAUUCUCAAAUCAUCUUUCUACUCCUGUGCCAUCCUAAUAUCGAUUUGUCGAUCAGGGACAAAAAAGGCCUGAGUCCUUUCGCAACUGCUUUGACUGUUAGGAAUAACAAGGCUGCUGAAUCUAUUUUGGAGAGGCUUCCAACUGCUGCGGAACAGUUUGAUAAUAAGGGGAGAAACUUUCUGCAUAUGGCGAUUCAGAAAGGAGAUAUGGAGAGUAUUCUAUUUUUACUAGCGAUUCAGGUGGAUGUAAACUCUAGAGUGCAGGAUGUCACACAAACGCCUCCGUUACACCUAGCUGCAAUUUCUGGAAAUGAAAUGUUGGUGCGAACUUUGAUACUCACUGGUGCUAGAAUUAACGAUAUGGAUGCUCAUAGAAAUACAGCGCUACAUGCGGCUGCCAAAGCAGGACAUGCUCCCGCAGUUUCUGCUCUUUUGCAGAAUAAUGUAAAUUUCGAUGCAGUGAAUGCGGAUGGAGAUAACGCAUUACAUGUUGCGGUUAGAGAAGGUCAUGUCGGAGUCGUCAGAGCUCUUUUAACAGAAUGCACAUUGAAUGCAGAAGCGGUGAAUCUGAAAGGCAGAAAUCCGCUUCACGAAUUGGCUAGAUGUGGAAGAGAUAAUGCAGCGACGAUUUGCGAAUUGUUCCUUGAAUGCAUGCCACACUAUCCACUCAGUACCGCUGAUUUGGAGGGAAACACAGCAUUGUUGAUUGCUUACAUGAAGGGAAAUGGCAACUUGUGCCGAAUUCUCGUAAAAUCCGGAGCGUGCCUUGGAUCAAUGAACAAAGACGGGAUCACGAUAUUUAAUUAUCAGGUGGCGACGAAACAAUUGCUUUAUAGAUUACUGGAUUCUUUGACGCAGGAAGCACCCUGGGCGGAAAAAGAUCUUUGCUUGGAGUGUGGUACCAAAUUCUCGUUGACAAUGCGCAAGCACCAUUGCCGACAUUGUGGCAGGAUCUUGUGCAGCAAAUGUUCGGGCCAGGACGUUCCUAUUUUGAAAUUUGGACUGAAUAAACCAGUGAGAGUCUGCGGGGUAUGUUUUGACGUUCUUCAGGUGGGUGCUGAAUGAUUCUAAGACUGGAGUAAAUUAAUCAAAGUUUAUACAGCGAAUCCUAUCAUUCCAAAGUGAAGUUGAUCUGUGGAAUUAAAAUGUAUAUCGAUAUUUGGUAUUUUAUGUCUUUAUAUAUUAAUUAUAUAUAAAUUGUAUGAAG
Molecule: messenger RNA, 3900 nt
Organism: Belonocnema kinseyi
Lineage: Eukaryota; Metazoa; Arthropoda; Insecta; Hymenoptera; Cynipidae
Product: rabankyrin-5
Exons: 13
Coding region: 387-3758 (1123 amino acids)
Cellular component (GO): cytoplasm
Molecular function (GO): metal ion binding; protein binding
Source: RefSeq, a predicted model, not a curated record